AAAAGAAAUAAAAUAGAAAUAGGUGUCGGUACAGAUGGUGCAGCCAUGGACUAUUCCAUGCUUCAGACAUCCUUGGAGACGUAAGUGCUGAGGAGAGACUGAGUAUUUUAUUUACAAACAAUGAUUGGAAUCUAAGAAUAAGAAAUUUAUUUACUAUGAACUACCACUUGGCAUUUCACAGCUUCUUAUCCUGGGGAUUUGAUACAGAGCUUAUAGAAAAAUAGAUUGCGUCCUUGUUGAUGAUUUCACUUGUAUACGAACAAGGCGACGAAUGGAUUACUUUCACAGCAGCCGGAGAUGAAGGAGUGCACUGUGAUACGCGAUGUUCAAUGCAUGAUGGAAUGCUAUGAAGCAAAAGGAGUGCAACCACCAUAAACCCUAAAUCCUAAACCUUCAAGCCCAAUAACAGAGGAAUAACAGCUGAAAAAUGUUGCAGAGAUUGGUAAUACGAAACAGGUUUCUGUCUUCAACUUCAACCUUAUCUUGGAUCAUAUCUUCAUCAACAAAUUCUUCAAACAACGUCUUAUCAACAUCACAAGGGGACUAUCUUUCGAAGCAGAAAAUAUCCGUUCGGGAAGAGAAAAACAAAAGCAACACGUGGUAUGGUUUGUAUUCGACGUUUCAUUUUGAAUCUGGGCUUCGAUGUUUUUCCUCAGAUGCAAACGCAAAUAUCAUUGACAGAAGUGAUGUCAAUACUAAUGUCGAUGUUAAUGAUCCGUUGUGCCCGGGAUGUGGAGUUUACAUGCAGAGCAAGGAUUCCAAGGCCCCUGGAUUCUUCCUUCCUUCUUCUAAUACUUCUCUUAUACCUCAUAAACAUAGGCAUAAGUUGUGGGUAGAUGUGGAACCAAGCCAGAAUCUAGACCAGAUAAUCUUACUUGAUCCUGACGAGGAACAGCCGCAAAAAUUCACAGCCAGAAAUGAAGAACAAGGGGGGCCUGGAAAGCCUGUGGUUUGCGCAAGGUGCCAUUCCCUGCGUAGUUACGGCAAGGUGAAGGAUGAGAGCGUGGAGAAUCUGCUGCCUGAUUUUGACUUUGAGGUAACUGUAGGGCCCAGGCUAAUGCACACCAAGGGUACUCGCUCCACAGUGCUAAUGGUGGUGGACAGCGUGGAUUUUGACGGGUCUUUUCCUCGGCGAGCUGCGAGGUUGGUUUCACAGGCCAUAGAAGAGGGGACCUCUGCCUGGAAGGAGGGUAAGUCCGGGAAUGUUCCUCGCUUGGUGGUGGCUGCCACUAAGUUGGACUUGCUUCCUACCCAUCUGGUCACCCCCGAAAGGCUAGAAAAGUGGGUCAGACAGCGCGCUCGCAUUGCUGGGGCAGUCAAGUUGCAGGGCGUGCAUCUGGUGAGUGCACGCAAGGGCUGGGGAAUUGACAACCUAACCGAGCAUAUCAAACAGCUGGCAGGACCACGUGGCAAUGUGUGGGUCAUUGGAGCUCAGAAUGCUGGCAAGUCUACUCUCAUAAAUGCAAUUGGGAAGCAUGUUGGGAAUGGCAAAAGCGUCACUCAGCUUACCCAGGCCCCUGUGCCGGGUACAACAUUAGGGAUUAUCAGGGUUCAAGGUAUCCUUCCUGACAAAGCCAACUUGUUCGACACCCCUGGCAUUCUUCAUCCUCAUCAGAUGUCAACCCGCUUGAAUAGAGAAGAACAAAAGUUGAUACACAUUAGCAAGGAGCUUAAGCCCAGGACUUAUAGAUUAAAGGUUGGUCAAUCUGUACAUGUUGGCGGAUUAAUGAGGGUUGAUAUAGAAAAGUCUUCUGUGGAAACAAUCUAUUUAACCAUCUGGGCUUCUCCUCUUGUUCCAUUACAUUUGGGGAAGGAAGAGAAUGCGGAUAUGCUAAAAGAACGACAUUUUGGACUUCAGUUGCAGCCUCCCGUCAGUCAGGAAAGGGUUUCUGAGCUUGGUGAGUGGCAGAAAAGGGAACUACAAGUAUCUGGAAACAGUUGGGAUUUCAAUUCUGUUGACAUUGCCACAGCAGGUAUUGGUUGGUUGUCAGUAGGCCUUAAAGGUGACGCAACAUUAGCAGUGUGGACUUAUGAUGGUGUGGACAUUACAUUACGUGAUGCUUUGAUCUUAGACAGAGCAAGGUUCUUUGAAAAUUCUGGAUUUACGGUUUCAAGUAUAGUCUCCAAGGCAGACAAAAAACAAAAAAAUGCAGAAGUAAAGAAUAAAGACGGGGGAAAGAAAAGCAACGAUUCAAAAGGAAAAAAUGAUGAUUCAAAAAUUAUGAUGGAACCAGAAAAUAAUUAAAUAACUCUGCAGUCCUUUUUGAGACUAGAUUUAGCCUGUCGUGCAGUGUAAACCCCAAGAAGAGGAAUGGAGAUCUGAAUCAAAGUUAAUUGGUCACUUCACAUAGAAACAUAUCUAGGCAAUCGCAUUUAAAGGAUUCAUGUAUCUGCAAUUCAAAAUGACAUAAAUAUCUUCUUAUGUAGGAGCUUACAGUGCAUUGAAGCGAGAAUACAGUUCAUUGCCACUAUGGGAACUGUUUGAUCAGUUAAGUGCUGAUUAUUAGAUUUCGCAUUGUUUCAUAAUUGCCAGUAGCAGCCAACAUGGAUACGCCUUUACUUCUUUGUAGCCUAUCUUGAAAUAGAAUCAUUUGUUGUUUCGGUGGGA
Molecule: messenger RNA, 2608 nt
Organism: Cryptomeria japonica (Japanese cedar)
Lineage: Eukaryota; Viridiplantae; Streptophyta; Pinopsida; Cupressales; Cupressaceae
Product: GTP-binding protein BRASSINAZOLE INSENSITIVE PALE GREEN 2, chloroplastic
Exons: 3
Coding region: 428-2245 (605 amino acids)
Cellular component (GO): mitochondrion
Molecular function (GO): GTP binding
Source: RefSeq, a predicted model, not a curated record